AUGCCCAAAUCCCCAUUCCCAAUCCGUAUCAGCUUCUUCAGCUACUUCUUCAACGAAAGUCGUCUCCUUUCGAGUAACCCACUUAACCUCUCUUAUUCUGUUUCAGUUUCUCCGAGGAAAUCCAUGGAAGCCGAACAAGUUGUUUCACCAUUAGAGGAAGCUCCCAUAUCGGAGAAGAUGUUUAAAUCAGCUCCCAAAAUGGGUUCUUACAAGUUAGGUGAUUCCACUUUGUCUUCAAUGAUUGAGAAUUAUGCAAAUUCAGGUGAUUUUGCUUCUGUGGAGAAUCUAUUGAGUCGAAUUAGAUUAGAGAACAGAACGAUUAAAGAAUAUAGCUUUAUAGUUGUGUUUAGAGCUUAUGGGAAAUCACAUUUGCCUGAGAAAGCUGUAGACUUGUUUCAUAGAAUGGUCAAUGAGUUUCGGUGUAAACGUACUGUUAAGUCCUUUAACUCUGUGUUGAAUGUGAUUAUAAAGGAAGGUCUUUAUCAUCGAGGAUUGGAGUUUUAUGAUUAUGUUGUGAAUUCCAACAUGAACAUGAACAUUUCUCCGAAUGGAUUGAGUUUUAAUUUGGUUAUUAAGGCUCUGUGUAAGUUGGGAUUCGUGGAUCGAGCGAUUGAGGUCUUUAGGGAAAUGCCGGAGAGAAAGUGUUUGCCUGAUGGGUAUACGUAUUGUACGUUGAUGGAUGGGUUGUGUAAGGAGGAAAGGAUCGAUGAAGCGGUUUUACUGUUGGACGAGAUGCAGAGCGAGGGUUGCUCACCUAGUCCGGUUACAUAUAACGUGUUGAUCGAUGGAUUGUGCAAGAAAGGGGAUUUGACAAGGGUGACAAAGCUUGUGGAUAAUAUGUUUCUCAAGGGAUGUGUUCCUACUGAGGUAACUUAUAAUACGCUUAUUCACGGUCUAUGUCUCAAGGGGAAAUUGGAUAAAGCUGUUAGUCUCUUAGAGAGGAUGGUGUCGAGCAAAUGCAUGCCGAAUGAUGUCACAUAUGGAACACUCAUUAAUGGGUUGGUAAAGCAAAGACGAGCAGCGGAUGCGGUUAAGUUGCUAAUGUCUAUGGAAGAAAGAGGGUAUUGUUUGAAUCAGCAUGUUUAUUCGAUCCUUAUAAGCGGCUUGUUUAAGGAAGGAAAAGCCGAGGAAGCUAUGGCCUUGUGGAAGAAAAUGGCGGAGAAAGGUUGUAAACCCAAUAUUGUUGUGUACAGUACUCUAGUGGAUGGUUUAUGUCGCGAAGGAAAACCAAAUGAAGCGAAAGAAAUACUUAAUGAAAUGAUAAGUAAUGGCUGCUUGCCCAAUGUGUAUACGUACAGCUCUCUGAUGAAAGGAUUUUUCAAAACUGGUCUUAGCGAAGAGGCGAUUCAAGUAUGGCGAGACAUGGAUAAAACUGAAUGUUCUCGAAAUGGGGUUUGUUAUAGCGUUUUGAUCGAUGGUCUUUGUGGGGUUGGGAGGGUUAAGGAGGCUAUGAUGGUUUGGUCAAAGAUGCUCACUAUCGGGAUCAAACCUGAUACGGUAGCAUAUAGUUCAAUGAUUAAAGGUCUUUGUGGUAUCGGCUCGAUGGAUGCGGCAUUAAGACUUUAUUAUGAGAUGUUAUGCCAAGAGGAACCCAAGUCACAACCUGAUGUUGUUACUUAUAAUAUACUUCUAGAUGGCUUAUGUAUGCAGAAAGAUGUCUCUAGAGCAGUUGAUCUCUUCAACUGUAUGUUAGAUAGAGGCUGUGAUCCCGAUGUUAUUACAUGUAACACGUUUUUGAAAACUUUGAGUAGCAAAGAAGGGAGGAGUUUUCUAGAAGAGCUUGUUGUGAGGCUCUUAAAGCGCCAGAGAGUAUCGGGCGCUUGUAAGAUUGUGGAAGUAAUGCUUGGUAAGUAUCUGACACCGAAGGCUUCCACUUGGGCGAUGAUUGUUCCAGAGAUUUACCGCGCGCUCCUCAAAAGCCUACAUGCUUGGAACGCUUUCGCUUCUGGUGUUGUGGACCAGAAAUGCUUCCGAAAAACAGCUCCAACUCCUAAAGGAAAGAUCUUUGAAGUCUGA
Arabis nemorensis is the source of this 2016-nucleotide messenger RNA. NCBI's taxonomy places the organism in Eukaryota, Viridiplantae, Streptophyta, Magnoliopsida, Brassicales, Brassicaceae. The record is from the annotation of a GenBank genome assembly.